Molecule: messenger RNA, 4532 nt
Organism: Solea solea (common sole)
Lineage: Eukaryota; Metazoa; Chordata; Actinopteri; Pleuronectiformes; Soleidae
Gene: slc5a11
Product: solute carrier family 5 member 11
Exons: 16
Coding region: 2360-4423 (687 amino acids)
Biological process (GO): transmembrane transport
Cellular component (GO): plasma membrane
Molecular function (GO): D-glucose:sodium symporter activity
Source: RefSeq, a predicted model, not a curated record
CAAAAAAUUGCUGUUUUCAUACUGUGUAUGUGUGUGGUUACAUUAAGGGAGACAGAAAGUCAUUUGCAUAAGAACAUUUUGCAUUAUACCAGUGAUAUUGUGUACGAGUCCUUUUACAAGAUUGGUUGUGUCGAGGUCUAAGACUUGCAUAGUUAAGUACCUUUAAAAAGAUAGUGACUCAAUAACAACAUUUAGUUCAUCCUAAGUUUUCUUUCUCGAAGCUGUUUUGUUAUCUCCUGUCCGUGCAAUAUUACGGCUCUGCAAUUAAAAAAAAAGUUUGUGAUAUAUCCUUGACUAAGAUGUAGAUUUUACAAACCUCAUUUUCGGAAAAGUCGGGACGCUUUCUGAAAGUGCAAUAACAUCUGUAGAUUUGUCUUCACUUGAACUUUCUCCGAACAGUAAAAUUACUAACGAUUGCUGUUCGGGAAGUUUCCUCAAUGAGCAGGUUAACUGAUAAGUGAAGUUAUAAAAUUGGCUAUAAAAAGGAUCAUCUGCUUGGUCUCUGAAAGCAAGGAUGGGUCGUCGUGGUUCACCAUUUUGUGCCGAACUUUGAGAGAGCGGUGACAGUCGGUUCAAAGACACUGAGAUUGCAAACAAUUUAGUUCAGAAAAGAGUCAGAGCAAACCUUGAUUAAAACCUUUUUUUUUAAGUGUUUCAGGCAUCAAUUUCUAAAUGUGUUUAUUCUUAACUCAUAGAAGUAAGUUUGUCCCUCUGUGACCUAAAUCAAAGCUCAUGUAAAUUAAUAAAUGACAGAUUUGAGUCAUUAUUGCAUUAUUUUUGUUUUUAGAAAGUGGUCCAACUUUUCUGGAAAUGGGGUUUAGGAAGAACACUUGAAAACCUAAAAUAGAUGUUUAUUUCAAAUAUAUCUACAUGCAGUUGGUGGCUUGGAAGAACAUCAAAAAGCAUUUUUCUUAGUUAAAAUGUUUGUUAUUUUCCUAAGCAGCCCACCACUCUGAAUGUAAUAUAAGUUCAUUACUUACUAAGUGUAGCUUAUUUUCCCAAGUAAAUAAUCAAUUAAUUUACUGUAUUGUGUUUAUACUUCUACUUCAACUGAUUUUUUUUUUUUUUACCAUGUCAUUUGUAACUGUAAGAAAUUUCUAUCCGUAUAUGUUACUGAUAUUGAACGAUACCUCGACCUCAAUGGACUUGUACAUAAGACAUAAUGUCAGCAGGAGGUUGGCACGUAUGACUUGAGAUACACAUUUGCUCUAAGAAUCCUGUUAUUUAUGUAUUUAGUACUAAUAACUGGUUUGUGGAAGUGGGAUUUUGUGGAACUCAGAGCGGGCAGUGUGCAAUAUGUGAACGUUUAGCUAUAUUCUGCUAUAAUACACAUUAAACUGUAACAGAGUUAUCUUUUGUUUGCACUGUUCAGCAUGAGAGAGUAAAUGUAAUGAAAACAUAUGCUACUAUAUAUAUACAGUAUAUAUAUAUAUAUAUAUACACACAUAUAAAGCACUUUUGUGUGUCACUCAGAUACUAAUUUGACUGUGUUACACUGCACAGACUGAGAGAACAGCCUUGUCAUUACAUGUAGAGCAGGAGAUUCAGUAUUUUUCAUAGAUUUCCAACUAAUUAAAUGACAUACCAGCUUACCAGUGCUUUGUAAAAGUUAGUCUCCAAGUGAUCUUUUAAAGUGCUAAGCUUAGAUUUCUCUUUGUCCAGGUUAUUUUUCAUAAAUUCAAAUUGUUGUCUAUUUAAGACCAAUAAAGUGGUACGUCUGUAUUUUGCAUUGUGUCCUAGUGAUACUGACAAAUAUACAGCUGUAUGAAAUCGAUCUCUGUGUGUUUUUGAAAUAUUAUGGUGUGUACUGAGAGAACUAGAACUGCAUACACUAGUAUAUUAUUGACAGUGCAGAGGUAAUCUCACCUCUAAGGCCCUGUGUGUGUGUCUACAUUCCCUUUAACUCACAUCAUGUUCUUUACAGCUUUCUUAUAACUGCUGUUAACACACCUGCAAUUGCUGCGAUAUCUCAUAAUAAUUUGUUCUCGUGAGAUAAGUCUUUAUCUAAAUCGGUGUAUUUCUACUCUGCUAACUUCGAUUAUGUCACGUCUUACAUUCUCUUGUUGUGUAAUUAGGAACUUAAAGUAACUCCGCAGUCAUUCAGCUCCUCCGACGGGGGUGGUGUGUUGUGCAUAUACUUACUGAAGAGUAAUAAAUCCCUUACAUUUUAACCAAACCUUCUCACGCCUGUGUGUGGUGCAAGUGGAGUUUGAUCUUUUGGUGAGUGAAAGAAACCUUGUGACAUACGCAAGCUUCCUGGGAUCAUCGUCACAUUAUUUGUGACGCCCAUAUAUUAGGGAAAACAACACAGGACAGUGCAGCUGUGGAAGGAUACUCAGUGUGGCCACUUGCAAAAAAGAUGUUUGACCUUACCACAGGAUAUCAAUGGACCAAUACGACUCAGUCUCCAUCGCCCUCUCCUGGGGCAAGACCCACUCUGGUCCCUGUGGAUAUAGUCGUGCUGGUGAUCUACUUCCUGCUGGUGCUGGCAGUGGGAUUUUGGUCUAUGUGGAGAACAAAGCGCAGUACAGUGGAUGGAUACUUCCUGGCUGGGAAGAGCAUGACCUGGUGGCCUGUCGGUGCCUCCCUGUUUGCCAGUAACAUUGGCAGUGGUCAUUUUAUUGGGAUGGCAGGUUCAGGAGCUGCAGCAGGAAUUGGGGCAAUUGCAUAUGAAUGGAAUGGUAUGCUGAUGGUACUGCUGCUGGGAUGGCUCUUCCUGCCCAUUUACAUUGCCUCUGGGGUAACAACAAUGCCAGAAUACUUGCAAAGGAGAUUUGGUGGGAGAAGAACACAGUUAUUUAUAGCUGUCCUGUCCUUGUUUAUUUACAUUUUCACAAAGAUAUCAGUGGACAUGUAUGCUGGGGCUUUGUUUAUACAGCUCGCUUUACAGUGGAAUAUCUACCUGGCUGUUUUGCUGCUGCUGACAAUCACUGCCCUCUACACAGUAGCAGGUGGCCUGGCUGCCGUCAUCUACACGGAUGCUGUGCAGACUGUUAUCAUGGUGAUAGGAGCUCUCAUCCUCAUGGGUUACAGCUUUGCUGAGGUGGGAGGCUGGAAUGCUCUGAUGGAGGGAUACAUGCACGCCAUACCAUCCAUCCGUGUGCCAAACUCGACCUGCGGCAUCCCUCGACAUGACGCAUUCCACAUAUUCAGAGACCCAGUGAACUCUGACCUGCCUUGGCCUGGGGUCAUCGUUGGCAUGUCAAUCCCCUCAAUGUGGUACUGGUGUUCUGACCAGGUGAUAGUGCAGCGCUCUCUUGCUGCGAAGACACUGACACAUGCGAAGGGAGGCUCACUGCUGGCUGCUUAUCUAAAGAUUCUGCCUUUCUUUAUUAUUCUGCUGCCUGGCAUGAUCAGCAGGAUACUCUUCACAGAUGAUGUGGCGUGUGCAGAUCCUGACGUUUGCAAUGAGAUCUGUGGCAACCCAGUGGGUUGUACAGAUACGGCCUAUGCCAGACUGGUCAUGGAACUGCUGCCUGCAGGAUUGAGGGGUUUGAUGAUGGCAGUGAUGAUUGCUGCCCUCAUGUCCUCGUUGACCUCCAUCUUCAACAGCGCCAGCACCAUUUUCACCAUUGACCUAUGGAAGACUUUUAGAUCCCGUGCAUCUGAGUGGGAGCUCAUGAUUGUGGGAAGGGUGUUUGUGCUGGUGCUGGUGGUUGUGUCGGUGCUGUGGAUUCCUGUUGUUCAGGCCAGUCAGGGUGGGCAGCUCUUUAUCUACAUCCAGUCCAUCAGCACCUACCUCCAGCCCCCAGUGUCCAUCAUCUUCCUCAUGGGCUGCUUCUGGAAGAGGACUAACGAAAAGGGUGCAUUCUGGGGCCUCACUAUCGGUCUGCCGGUGGGCUGCAUCCGCAUGGUGUUGGACUUCAUUUACCCUGCGCCUCUUUGCAAUGAGGAGGACAUCAGGCCUGCUGUGAUAAAAGACGUCCACUACCUCUACUUCUCCAUGUUGCUGUCCUUUAUCACUCUGAUUGUGGUGGUCGUAGUCAGCCUGGCCACAGAGAAACCAAAGCCGGAGCAGAUCAGUCGCCUUACCUGGUACACAAGGUUUGACCCAGUGGAACCCAGGGAGCAUGUGUGCACAGUGACAGGGAGCAGCAGGACCAUAGACGUGAUCACAGAUGAGAUGGGAGUUGAAGGGAAAGAGCAGCAGGACAGCAACAACGGAAAAACAUGUCAUCACAGGAAAGAUUCUUCAUCUUCUGUGUCCAGCGUCCAAAGCCAGUCCAGGCUGAUAUCUGCCUUCUACUGGCUGUGUGGGAUGGAAAGACGGAGGGAAGGAGCGAACAAUCCUGUGGUGACUCCUGCGCCCGAACAAAGCAGGAGCUGUUCUUUGCAAGAAAAGCCACGUCUGCGAAUCAUUGUCAACGUCAACCUCAUCAUUUGUCUCUCUGUUGCUGUCUUUAUCAUUGGCUACUGGGCAUGAAGAGAAGGUAACAACACUUUUAAUGGAGACGUGGGUGGUGAAACUGUAAAAUACGAUGCAUCCACAGUGCGACAAUUCACCUCAAAUAAAGUACAUCUUAAACAUUAAA